AUGCCAGGAGUUUCCAGCUCCCAAAAUGCUCCGAAUUUUUCCAAUGAAGUUAUUAACAAUGCAAAUGAUCAACCAAGAAAGGUCAUCCAAGACAGUGCCGAUUAUAUGGACCUUUUGGAAAAAGCGCACAUCAACCCAUGCAUGACAAAAUGUGGAAAAUGUGACUCCUGCGUUGUUAAGUUGGGGUAUGAAAAAAAAGUGGACUGCUCGUUAUCUGACACUGAUAAGAUGGCUGAGCAAUUUGAAAGCCUCAAAAUUAAAAAUCGAGAAGAAAAUACGGAUAGCAAAAAACCGGAGCAAUCUCCCUGUGGAAUAGUUCAAAACGGUAAUGGAAAACCAGCUUCGCAUCAACGAAAACCUCGUGGUAGCUUGAUGAAUGAUUCAAUCAAUCAUGCAACAUCGUCUUCUAUACUCUGUCAAUUAAAGACUGAGAAUAGUGAAGGCGGCAUGAGAAAUUCCCCUCCAGCAAUCUUUCCAACAAACAUAAAGGUGAAACGAACGGUGAUAUUCACAACUGUAAACCCUUUUCCCAAAAUCCCUGAUGCGCCCAUGCUAUUGUCUCGGAGAGAACGUACCGCUGCAAAUCGUCGAGCCAGGCAACGUGUUGUCCCAUCUGCUCCACCACUUGAAGACGAGGACGAUGAAACAGUGCAGUAG
Messenger RNA from Caenorhabditis remanei, 657 nucleotides. RefSeq lists its product as uncharacterized. The record is from RefSeq and is a predicted model, not a curated record. The coding region runs from base 1 to 657 and encodes 218 amino acids. The transcript is spliced from 3 exons. NCBI's taxonomy places the organism in Eukaryota, Metazoa, Nematoda, Chromadorea, Rhabditida, Rhabditidae.